AUGGAGUUGACGGAACAAGUCGAGCGCAUAAAGGAGGUGGUGCCCCGUUUUGCCGAAGUAGACGGAGAGGGGGUACCGAUGGAGUGGAAGCAGCAAGUCGAGCGUAUAAAGGAGACAGUGCCCUGUUUCACCGAAGAGAUGAUUUGCAAAAUGCACGAGCAAUGCAAAAUUGACUCCGACCCAGAAACGCCUAGCAAUUCAGGAUCACCGUCGAGCAGUGCCAAGUCAUCAGUCGCUUCUCAGUUGCAGAGUGUAAGUUUAGACAGAGUGAAGGAAGUUGCUUGCCGCACGGAGGAUGAUGCUGCACCUACGUCAAGAAGUAAUGCCCGAGCCUCGCGUGCCAAGGGUCCCCAGAGUUCCCAUGCAUCAGUAGCUGGUUCUGAUCCCGUGGCUCUCGGAAAUAAUGUGGCUAGUUCCUCCAGAAAUUAUUCGGGAAAUAAUGUCUCUCUUGGAAGUUCUAACUUUCUGGAAUAUAAACUCUUCCCACCACCAACACAACAGGUGCAAUAUUCAUUUCCACAGUAUGGAAAAUCGUUCAUGCUGAACGUUUUGGUGGCAAACGCUAAUCAACCGUCAGAACUUCGUCGUCUCCUUAGAUCCCCCUCUCUAGACUUCUCUGAACCCUCAAGAUCCAGUGCUGCGGGGUCUCAGCACCCACAAACAUCUACAUCAGAGAGCGGUCCAUCAGAAGCUACCCCAACGUCUACCAUUCAGACUUCUAGGGAUCCUCAAGAUCCGGUCCUUGAUGCCCCCUUUGGUGUCUCAAGUUACGGUCCUAUUCAGCGUCCUGGGAGAAUGUCAGAGAAUGCACAACCUUUCACAGCAAGUGCUUCCAUCCAUCGGUCACUGGAGACCCUGUCGCUAGGCAACAAUAUGUCCGCUUGCUGUGGAUUUACACGUCCAUACAUAGUACCGAGCUUCUAUCAGCCGCUGUGGCCCCUGCAACAACAUGGUUACAUGGAUGGGGGUGACAAUAUGCAUCGGAACUUCGGUUAUGAUAUGCCAUCUGCUCAACAAGAGGUGCAUCAAGCUGGAAGCUUGUCUCGGGCCAAUGCUGACGCUUCUGUUUGGGGCAGCUACCCAGGCACAGGGAGUACGCCUCCCGGAUCUCUGACUAUUUCACCUGCACCCUCUGAUAUUUCCAGGGGUGGAAACGACUUCGCAUUGCACGCUCAGGCUCAGCACCAGCAGAGAAAAGAUUAUCGCCCUGCGGAAGUGAACUAUAGCUACUCUGUGUGGAACCAUCAACCCGAUUCAGGAGCAAUGUCUGCGCUCCCCGAGCUCCAACUUGGUAGCUUCCCCAGAUGGGGGGCCUCCGCCUGCUAGAGCAAAUAAUCAACGCAAUGAAAAAAUGUUCGCCGCAAUAUGCUUAUCGAAGCUACCCGAGCCGGCAACUUCCUGAAACGAGCGUCAUGCCAAAGCGUCAGUAGUAAGGACCA
Messenger RNA from Syzygium oleosum, 1439 nucleotides. RefSeq lists its product as uncharacterized. Bases 1 to 1326 code for a protein of 441 amino acids. The transcript has 6 exons. NCBI's taxonomy places the organism in Eukaryota, Viridiplantae, Streptophyta, Magnoliopsida, Myrtales, Myrtaceae. The record is from RefSeq and is a predicted model, not a curated record.